Racocetra fulgida is the source of this 228-nucleotide messenger RNA. Lineage: Eukaryota; Fungi; Glomeromycota; Glomeromycetes; Diversisporales; Gigasporaceae. The record is from the annotation of a GenBank genome assembly.
UCGAUUAUGGUAUCAAAGAUCCAAAAAAAUUAAAACAAAAACAGGAAUCAGUUUGUCGUGUACAAGAUGAAAGACGUAUUUUCUGCGAUACUUAUACUAAAGUAGUUCCAAUAUCUGUAAUUGAUAUACAAACACAAGCUCAAAUAGAUCCAACGGAAGAGCCUGAUAUUACUGAAGUAGAUAUUAUAGAAAAUGUUGUUCAUUCAGUUAGAAAAUGUGGAUAUAGAA